AUGGAGAUUGGACGCUGCCCCGUGUCGCGUGUGGCAAAUGCCAGCUGCCUCUCCAAGGCUGUGUCUCACAAGGACACGGCUGUCCGCAUGGCUGCUGCACAGGCUUGUGGCGAGCUGGGUGCUGACUGCGCGGACGAACACUUCCAGGCACUUGCUUCCGCAGCAGCUGACCGUCACGUGAAAGUGCGCCGUGCAGCCGUUCAGGCCUUGGGCCGGGUAGGCAGUGCCGGUGCUGAUCAAAUCGUGCAUUUCUUUCAGGACUCGGAUGAGGGUCUGCGGCAUUUUGCUGCUGAAACGCUGGGAGGCCUUGAUGAUGCCCUUGCUGCCGAGGCUGCGGCAAGGUCUCUGUUGGCACCACAAGCGGCAGCCCGCCAGGCAGGAUUGCUGGCUUUGAGCAAGAUGAAAGUAGCAGGGCAGAGCCACAAAGCGGCUGUUGCCGCCUGCAUCAACGACGGAGACUUGAGCACCCGCCUUGCUGCAAUCCAAGCACUGUCGAGUCUGAAGGCUGAGGACCACGCACCUGAGUUAGAGCAACUUGCAAAGGACAAGGCUUCGAGCGUUCGGAUAGCUGCGGUGUCAGCCUUAGCCAAGAUGGGCGCGCAGGGGGCCUCGUCAGCUCUAAUUUUCCUUGAAGAUGAGGACCCUGGCGUGAGACAGUUUGCAGUAAAGGUGUUCAGCCCACUGCACUCCAAGCUGCCGGCCAGCGUGGCCAAGACCCACUCGCAUCAGGUUGCUCUUCGGCUGCUGGAUGAAGACUGGCAUGUCCGCCUGGCAGCAGUGGUGGCUCUUGGAGACUUGCACAUGGGCGUUUACGCAGAGCAGAUUGCUGCUUUGUCCCGGGACCCCAACAAUCAGGUGCGGCGGAGCGCCCUGGCGGCUUUGGAGAAGAUGGGCGCUUCACCAGCACAAGCUGCUGGCUUCCUGGGCGACUCAGAUCCAGGGGUGCGGGGCCACGCCGAGGAGGUAUAUGCAGCUUUGGGUGGAGGUCGUCAAGAUGACGACGGAGAUAUCUCUGAAGCAGACUAG
This is a messenger RNA of Symbiodinium pilosum, 1026 nucleotides long. The record is from the annotation of a GenBank genome assembly. NCBI's taxonomy places the organism in Eukaryota, Dinophyceae, Suessiales, Symbiodiniaceae.